UCCCAGAAGUUGUGAGCUGUAAAGAUCCCGCACAGGUAGCAUCGUCGGUUAUCCCGUAUCUGGCCUCCCACGCGUCCGGAAUCCUGUGGUGCGCUUGUGGUGCAUCCCACGUUUGAUGAGACGUUCGGCUCUUACGUAUAAGAAACAACGGACCCCUGGCGAGGACCGUAUACGGCCACCAGCCCAUCAGCACACUUGGCAUACGAUACCAGGCGCCUUAUCUGGGUUCCGGUUCGGUUACCACGGAAGAAAAAAUACGCGACAUCCACGUUUCUUACGGUGUACGGACCCGCUGGCUGGGAUCAAUUUGAAGCAAUAGGGCGACGCCUGAUUCCUCUUACCAACCGGAACCGUUUAUGGGCGUAGCUAGGAAUCAUGAUGGUUCCGAGGUCCUUUUUCUACUCGCGCGAGUCGCGGGUAUUCCCAACUUCUCCCCUAAACGCGACGCCUAAGAUACCUCCACCUCACAGAAACGAUGAACUACCGUCGAAAAAUACUGUCGCUCCUCCCACAACCUCUACGAACGCUGAGAUAUCACCGAGAGACCGAGCAACGGCCAAACGCAAAGCGCUGCAGUCAGACAGGUUGUCACCGCCAAGCGGUAGCCCGCCAAGCACGACUAUGACGAACGCUGUCGCGCGACCUACUGCUCCUUCGAGCGCCGUGCAAAUUCCCAUCAAGUCCAAGUACGAUCCCGCACAUACCCAAAGAUUACGGCUUCAUGCGCAGACACACCGAAAAUAUUCUCCCCCCAACCGAAAGCCUCGAAAUGUCCACUCACCGGAUACCAUCCCUCCCUCGGUGGCCGCGUUGCUCGCCGUCACCAGUAUCCCGCCGCCUAAUCGACGCGGGUCCCCCCCGCGAAGACAGCUAAGGGAUUCGUCUAGAGGGUCGCGGAUGACCGUGGAUGAUAUCGUACAGCAAUCACAGGUUUCCGAGAAGGAGUUGAGUCGAGAGCUGAGUGAGGAAUUCGGUCAAGACUUGGGUGACCUAACUCCUCCGUCCUACGGCCGUAGCCCUAUGGAUGUGUUGCUGAGCCCUCCCGACACGCCCGACGAGGAUGAGGCAUCGGUAAACAGCGACAGCGCGUUUACGUCUGCCUUUUCAACCCGUGCAGCAUCCCUCGAGAGCAUCCCAUCCCUUAGCGACUCGUUGGGGACCUGCGAAUCUCCCUUAAGUCCACGAGGAAGGAGGUCACGGGUCCUGAAACGUUCCCUAGAACCGCUCUGCUCGCCGCCCGGGGAGCGUCUAGAACACCCACUCUCGUCCCGAAAUUCCAGCAGUCUAGAGUUUGACCAGCUUGACUUUCGGGUCUUCGAUACCAAAUCAGUCCCGGCGGCGCAGAAGCAGACCGGGUUCCUGCCUCUCAGAUCCGUCUUCAAGUCAAACCUGACAGCAUCGCUCCGCGCCCUCCGUUCCGCAGCUCGGUCUCUGUCUACUUUUACCGCGUCUUCGAUCCCUCCCCAAGACCUGCUUACUAGGUCCAUCCUUACCAUCGAUCCCCGUGUUCCGUUCACCGAUGAGAGAAUGCCCCCUAUUCUGGGAGACGAGCCCAGCGAGGCAAUGCGCCGCUACCUUAAUCCGACUACUAGCUCACGACCCGGUUCGCGCGUCGUCUCGCCAGUCCGCAGCUACACGGCUUCUAUACAGAUGCAGACAUACAAGAUACACAAGUCGAGAAGCGCGUCGCCGGCAAGCCGCUCGGGAGGGCACUCUAACAAAUCCUCGAGCGCGUAUGUCUUCCCACCAGGUCCUCGGCAGCGAGAAAUGCGCGAGAAUUCAGACUUCAUCCGCAUCGCUGUGUUGGAACAUCUGAUGCGAAAACGCGGCAAAUUGGAUGAUCAGCGGGAAGGUCACGCGCGCUGGCUUCUGCCACCGAGGAAAGCCACGCCAAAACCGUAUGAGAUUGGCGCGGACGGCAUACCUACUAGAUGGAUUGCCAUUUCUCAGGAUGUCGUCUAGGCUGAUUCCGAUAUUACCCCCUGAGCCACGGCUCUUGAACCUCGCGAGGCAAAUCGGAGUGUGGUGCAGGGGGCGGGGGGGGGGAGACUGCGAAGCCACUACAGGCUAUGCCUCGUAUACCAAACGACCGAAGCUCGCGACCGGUCGCCAAUUGAUUUUGGCCCACAUGCUACGUCAACGGCGACCCUAGACAAUAAUACAUCCCGACGAAUCGCAGGCUGUUUAAUACUUCCUAUCCUGCCGACAUCGCCAGUCGGAAUGGAUCC
Molecule: messenger RNA, 2228 nt
Organism: Durotheca rogersii
Lineage: Eukaryota; Fungi; Ascomycota; Sordariomycetes; Xylariales; Xylariaceae
Exons: 1
Coding region: 376-1962 (528 amino acids)
Source: RefSeq, a predicted model, not a curated record